AUAGAAGAAAAGUCCAUGAAUUGCUCUGAAACUGAUGCAGUUCAAAAUCCAGCUAUAUAUGUGGAAACAGGCAGCAACUUACCAACCCAUUUGGCUGCAAAUAUGCAAGAAAAUAGAGACCAAAAUAUUACCGGUGGUUUGGUAAGGAAAAUUGUGAGUGGAACUGAUGCUCAAGCAUGCAAUAGUCAAGGCUUAAUACCACCUCACAUCAGUCAAAUAUAUGAUGAAUUAUUUCUUAUACAUCAGAAGCUCCAGAAAGAAAGUUCAGCACAGCAGGAGUAUGCUCUGCAACUGCAGAAACGAGAGCAUUUGCUAACAGAGCGAGAAGCAUUGCUUUUUAGACAUGAAGCAGCUUUGGCUAAAAUAAGAGGUGUUGAGGAAGAAGUUCACACAAAAUUUGGAAUUAUAAAAGAGCAACACGAGGCAGAAGUUAAACAGCUGACAGAAGCCUUGAGAGAAAUAACUAAAGAAAAUAGGAGGCUGAAGUCAUCAUUUGACACCUUGAAGGAAAUGAAUGACUCUUUAAGAAAACAGUUAAGUGAUGUAACCGAGCUGAACAAGAAGUUGGAAGGUCAAGCAAGAAAAGUACAAGCUCGUUUAGAGAAUCUACAAAGGAAGCACGAAUUUUUAAUGGUACGGAAGUCUAAGGACAUAUGUCAAGUGGUGCAACAAAGUAAACCUGUCAAGCAGGAAAAAGUGAUGGUAACAUCAAAAAUUGCUAAGCUACCAUUGAAUGCACAAGUUUAUGAGCUCUUAACUCUUCUUAUGGAUUGGAUCUCAGACCAACACCUUAGCAAAAUAAAAAUACAAGAAGAAAGAGAAGACACUCAUAAAUUUAUGGCUACCCAGACCUCAAAAAAAUCCUGCACCCAGGAAAGGUGUAUGAAGCUUUUGCCUAUAGCUACUGAGCAACUCCAGUGGAUGCCAUUUGUGAAUCCUAAACUACACAUGCCUGUGAUUAAAUUUAUUUACUGGUCUAUAAGACAGCUAGACACUGGUAUUCAGCAUGCAACAAUGACAUCAACAAUGAGGAGACUUGGUGAAGAUAUUUUCAAAGGCAUAGUAAGUAAGGGAAACCCACAUAGUUCUUCCGAACAGUCUACAGAGAGAAAAUCAAAAUCGGCAGCUUUCUUUAAGAGUUCCUGUAUGCCUUUGAGGUUUCUGUCAACUUUAAUUGUGCUUAAAACAGUGACACAAGUGGAUUACCUGGCUCAGGCAUUUGAUUCCCUUCGCGUAGACUUGAAGACGGAUGAAGGGAAGGCCUUAUUUUUGGAAUACCAAUGUGUGCCUGUCAUAUUAAGUCACUUCAAAGUAUCCAGUAGAGGUCUGCUUUCCAGUGCUCUUGAUGGAUUACUUCAGAUGACCACAGAAUCUGGUUCCUUACAGCCUUUCCUGGAAGCCUGCAGUAACGAAUCCUUCUUCCGUGCUUGUUCUAUAUUGCUUCGAAGUUCUAAGCUAGAUGUUCAGAUAUUGGAGAAGCUCUGUGUUAUACUGCAAAAACUCUCCAGAAUAAAAAGCAAUAAGAAGAUGUUUGAAUUGUUUACUCUUCACCAAAUGAUCCAAGAACUGCAUAGGACUACAAAUCCAGAUCAUGCUUUCCUCUGUAUAAACCUCAAUUCAAUUCUGUUGAAUUUGGGAUUGUCAAGGAGUACCUCUCUUACCUCGAGUCUAAGCACAAAAGGGAAAUAAUGCUGCUGUUCUGAAUGACUCAUGCAAUCUAAGGAAUUGGAUGCCUUGAGUAAGCAGAUCAGAAAUACCAACCUUUCCUUACAGCAAUUUGUCUUACACUUCUGACAAGCUUUCCUAUGAAAGGAGUCCACCAGGUUUGGCAUAUCCAGAAGUAUGUCCAGAAGAGACAGCAAGCAGUGUGUACUCUUUGGGCAGGAAACCAAUUCUAGGUGAUAGACAAAUGAGAUGCCUGUGUGCGACCUGUAUAACAGCUAAUCACUGACGUCUUCUGCAGCAGAGUGUGUAAAGGCUUCUUAUCAUUCUUCCAUAAGUAUUCAGAUGGUCUGGUUUCACAGAACACUGGCAAAAGGGAAUCAACAUUUUUCUGUCCUUGAAGAGUGGCUGAUAGUGAUAAAUUAAUGCCUGAGGUAACAGGUGCUAUGCAGUAUAAAUCAUAUCACAAUAAAUAAUCAAAAGAGCUUAUUUGGAUGUGAGGGAAAUAGAAUAUAUAUGCAAUAUUAUGUGCCUAGAACUAGAUAUAGAC
Molecule: messenger RNA, 2212 nt
Organism: Haliaeetus leucocephalus (bald eagle)
Lineage: Eukaryota; Metazoa; Chordata; Aves; Accipitriformes; Accipitridae
Gene: CCDC138
Product: coiled-coil domain containing 138
Exons: 15
Coding region: 16-1689 (557 amino acids)
Source: RefSeq, a predicted model, not a curated record